GCAAAAUUUCGACGAAUAUUGCUGAUUGUUCACCCGAUUGAAUAUAUCACAAUGGCAGCUUCGGAGAAGGUCGAAAAGCGAUCGAAGCGCAAAAGCGACACAACAUCCACUCACAAACCUUCGAAAAUCUCAAAAAAGUCAAAAAAGACCAGCAAGUCCUCAGACACAGCAGCGGCCUCGGCGUUCGCAUUGCUAGCCAGUGGCAGUGCGCUUGACGCAAAUCUUUCUUCCUUGUUCGCGGUCAAGCAACCAGCAGUCAAGGCAAAUAUUGACAGUGGUCGAGAGCGAUCAGCUACAAAGCCUCGCACUCAGGACCUGGAUAAUGAUGCCGACCUUGAGUCGAUCAGUGAAGGACUCGACGAUGACGCAGACGAGGCAGAAAGCGGAUUGAUACCACUUCAGAACCGGCUCCCGCUACCAGACGAAAUACAACUCCUUGACAACGAUGACGAAGGCCGAAGUAAGCGCAAGCGCAAGCGCAAGGAUGGCGACGAUCUGGAAGGCAAAUACAUGGAAAAACUUGCCCAAGAAGAAGCUAGAGACUUUGAGCGGUUGGCUGCUGCACGAGCAACAAAGCGAUCGAGACAGCAAGAGACCGAAGACCGCAUACAAUCCCGGGAACCUCAGGCCGGGGCUGACGACGGUGAAGACGACGAUGAAGACGACGAUGAAGGUGAAAACGACGCAGAAACUGGGACGGCCGACAAUGAUGAAAGCGACAUCGAGGAGGUGGAAGAUGAAGUCCCAUCAGAGCCCGUACCAAAGCACGAAACAGAGGUGGCAGCAGAUGAGGACCUCGCAAAGGCAAAUCGGACUGUGUUCCUUGGCAACGUUUCCACGACUGCCAUCACAUCGAAAGCUCACCGAAAAGCAUUGAUGGCGCACCUUGGAUCGUUCUUCACAGAUCUUGCGGACGCCAAGACAGGGACGACGAAGCCCAAAGUCGAGUCGCUCAGGUUCCGAUCUACGCCUUACGCCUCUGCUAUUCCCAGAAAGGCUGCUUUUGCGAAACAAGAGGUCAUGGACGCCACCACGAAGUCAACCAAUGCAUACGCCGUCUAUUCAGCCCCACAGCUGGCUCGAGAGUCUGCGAGACGACUCAAUGGUACCGUGGUGCUUGAUCGCCAUCUGCGCGUGGAUGAAGUGGCACAUCCCGCCAAGGUGGAUAACCGUCGAUGUGUGUUCGUAGGCAAUCUUGGAUUUGUUGACGACGAGACCAAUAUUCAAGAUGCAAACGAGGAAGAGGGUCGUGAGAAGAGAAAACGAGGCAAAGAGCCUGCCGAUGUCGAGGAGGGGUUAUGGCGGACAUUUGCGAAAUGCGGCAAAGUGGAAAGUGUCCGGGUGAUCCGUGAUAGUACAACACGGGUUGGCAAAGGUAUCGCUUACGUUCAAUUUGAGGACGAGAAUGCGGUUGAGGCAGCCCUACUCCUUAACGAGAAGAAGUUCCCGCCGAUGCUGCCUCGCAAGCUGAGAGUAACGCGCGCCAAAGCUCAAAAACGCAAUGUCAAACCUGGCUCUGAUCGACCAACAUCACGGCCAAAAACGAAUGGAUACCAGCGCAAGGUCACCUCCGAGGAGGCAUCGAAACUCGGGCGUGCUGGAAAACUUCUGGGUCGCGCCGCUGCCUCGCGAGUUCGACGACCUGAGAAGAGUAAUAGCAGCAAUGGAGUAGCUCGCCCAUCACGACCAUUACUAGCGGAGGGUAUCAGGCGGCCGGAGAGCUUUGUGUUCGAGGGACACCGUGCAAGCUCGAAGCAAGGCAAAUCUGGUCUGAAGCUGGGCGGAAAGCCCUUGUCUAGUAAGAAAGUCAAGGUCACAAAGCGAAGUGCCGCUUUCAAGGCGAAGAAGAGGACUGCCUAGAAUUAGAUGAAUGCUGUCACCGUUUCGUCCACGCG
Molecule: messenger RNA, 1895 nt
Organism: Dissoconium aciculare CBS 342.82
Lineage: Eukaryota; Fungi; Ascomycota; Dothideomycetes; Mycosphaerellales; Dissoconiaceae
Exons: 2
Coding region: 52-1860 (602 amino acids)
Molecular function (GO): RNA binding
Source: RefSeq, a predicted model, not a curated record